Molecule: messenger RNA, 1221 nt
Organism: Prorocentrum cordatum
Lineage: Eukaryota; Dinophyceae; Prorocentrales; Prorocentraceae
Source: the annotation of a GenBank genome assembly
GUGUUCGGCUUGGGCGUCUACGACGCCGACAGCGAGGCUUCGGCGGAGGCGAGCUUCCGGGUGGUGUUGAGCUGCGCCUCGUCGGUUGUGCACGCCCUCUGGCUCCUGGGGUCGGCGUGCCGGCGCCGCCAGGAUGGAGAAGUGUAUCUGGCGUGGUACGAGGACGACGCGGUGUGGCACGAGAGGAUGUGCUUGUGGCCGACGGUGGAGUCGAGCGUCUGGGUGAUCUUGGCGCCCGACGGCCACGCCUACGCUGAGAGCGUGGCAGGCUGCAGCGAGGGGCCAGCGCGUGCCCGCUGGCUGCGCGCUGGCUUGCUGCCGGGCGGGCUAUCGGAGGCGGUCUACCGCUUCAGGGAGUACCCCAGCACGCGGGAGCUGCGGGUGCUCUUCGGCGAGGCGCGCGAGGAGGCGAUGCUGGAAACUGCAGGUGGGGCGCUCCCCGCCGUCACUGUCUACGUCAGCCCCAGCGGUCGCGAGAGGCCGGUCGAGUCGCUGCUAGACGUGGCUGAGGAUCCAGCGGGCGGUGCGGACGGCGGUGGCGCUGGAGCUGUGGCCGCGGGCCUGCUGGCUGGCGUCGCGCAUGUCACCGCGCCGGCGCCGCCCCACGAAGGGAAGAGUUGGGUGGUGGUGCAUCUCUCGGUCGGCUGGGAGCGCGUCGGCGAGUCGGUGGAGGUCGGCGACGGUGACCUGAUGCUGGCUGGCUCCGGCGAUCUGCACGAGGCGCUUGUCAGUGAAGGCAGUGGAUGGACGAAGGUGCUUGCCCUCAGCGAGCACGAGCGGGAAGCUUUCCGCGAGCGCUCGCGGAGGUUGGCCCCGACAGCGCCCGCCCCCGACGGUGCAGUCGGUGAGGCCGAGGCCGCUGCGGGCGCCAGCGCGCCGCGUCCCGAGGGCGGCCUUGACGCCCUGGCUGCUCGGCUCAGUGCUGGUGAUCGCGGCGGCGGCGGCUCAGGAGGCGAGGGCGACGUGCGGACGCCGGCGGUCGACUUCGACGCGCAGGGGAAGCGGUCCGAGGCUUGGUGCGAGGUGGUCGCGGAGAUGACGCGUCACGGCUUCGCGGACUGGCUGCUGGAUGCCAUCGUCGGCGCCCGCGACGCCGAUCCCAGCGAGCUCAGCUUUGAGAGCGCGAAGUACUUCUCAGGGCUCAAGAGCUCGUCGGAUGCGGCGUCACCUAACUUGAAGAGUUUCGCGGCCAGGAAGGCCAAAGAGGAGGCCGAGGUUGAG